Molecule: messenger RNA, 2378 nt
Organism: Thamnophis sirtalis
Lineage: Eukaryota; Metazoa; Chordata; Lepidosauria; Squamata; Natricidae
Source: RefSeq, a predicted model, not a curated record
UUAAUCAUUGUGGCAUGUGAUCAAGGUCAACCACCCUAUGAGACGAUGCAACCCCUCCAGGUAGCGCUGGAUGAUAUUGACGACAAUGAACCUGUCUUCCUGAAGCCACCUAAGGGGAGCCCCCUUUACCAAGUUCUUUCUGUGCCUGAACACUCACGGCCGGGCACCGUGGUGGGGAAUGUCACUGGCGCAAUGGAUGCUGACGAGGGCACCAAUGCUAUUGUGUAUUACUACAUUGCAGCUGGUAACAGGGAGAACAAUUUCCAACUGAGUCGGGAAGGGAAACUGCAGGUUCUUCGGGACUUGGACCGAGAGAAACAAAGUUUCUAUUCCAUCAUCGUCAAAGCUUCCAGCAAUCGAAACUGGAACCCUCCUCAAGGUCGCCGAGCAGCCAGACUCCAGGCUAUGGAUCUCAGCACUGAUGACACCUUACAAGAUGUCCGGAUCUUUCUGUCUGACAUUAAUGAUCAGUCUCCCCGCUUCACGAAAUCGGAAUACACAGCAGGGGUUGCGACCGAUGCAAAAGUGGGUUCGGAGCUGAUCAAACUUGUAGCGCUGGAUGCUGAUAUUGGGAACAACAGCCUAGUCUUGUACAGCAUUCUGGGAAUUCGGUACAUCAAACAACAGUCAAAUGAUUCUGACGAGGUGGCCAACAUUUUCAGCAUUGGUAACCUAGAUGGAAUUCUUCGAACAUUUGAUCUGUUCACUGCUUACAACCCUGGCUACUUUGUGGUGGAUGUCAUGGCUUCUGAUCUGGCUGGCCACAAUGACACUACAGUUGUGGGAAUUUACAUCCUGAGAGAUGACCAACGGGUAAAGAUCAUAAUCAAUGAGAUCCCCGAUAAAGUACGGCAGUUUGAGGAGGAAUUCAUCAGCCUGUUGUCCAACAUAACAGGGGCCAUUGUCAAUACAGAUGAUGUGCAGUUCCAUGUUGAUAAAAAAGGCCGUGUGAAUUUUGCCCAGACAGAAUUGCUGAUCCAUGUGGUAAACCGGGAGACCAACAGGAUACUUGAUGUAGAAAGACGCCUACAGUCCUAUGAGAGGUUCAACCUAACGGUGGUAGCUACUGACAAAGGAAGGCCACCACUCUGGGGGACUACAAUGCUACAACUGGAUGUUAUUGACAUCAAUGACAAUCGGCCAGUGUUUGUCCGCCCUCCCAAUGGUACCAUUCUGCACAUUAAAGAGAUGGCAAUAAUCAUUCUGGCUAUUCUCCUCUUCCUGGCAGCCAUGUUGUUCAUCCUCAUGAAUUGGUACUACAGAACUGCACACAAAAGAAAAUUGAAAGCAAUUGUCGCUGGUUCCGCAGGUAACCGAGAUUUCAUGGACAUCAUGGAUAUGCCAAACACAAACAAAUAUUCCUUUGAUGGAGCAAACCCUGUGUGGCUGGACCCAUUCUGCAGAAAUCUGGAAUUGGCAGCACAAGCUGAACAUGAAGAUGACCUACCUGAGAACCUGAGUGAAAUCACAGACUUAUGGAAUAGUCCCACCAGGACCCAUGGAACCUUCGGGCGAGGCCCUUCAGCUUCCAAGCCAGAAGAAGAUCGCUAUCUGAGGGCAGCUAUUCAGGAGUACGAUAAUAUUGCAAAGCUAGGCCAGAUCAUGAGAGAAGGGCCUAUCAAGCUGAUACAGAAUGAUCUGGAUGAUGAGGAGGAAGAACCAAGGAGCCCUAGUCAAGGGAGUCUUCGCUUUCGGCAUCAGCAGCCUAUUGAGCUCAAGGGACCUGAUGGCAUCCAUGUGGUCCAUGGUAGCACAGGCACACUCCUCACCUCGGACCUCAACAGCCUUCCUGAGGAUGAUCAGAAAAUACUAGCUCGCUCCUUAGAGACACUGACUGCUGAAGGUGGGUCCUACAGUGACAGAAAUGCUCGUACAGAGUCUGCCAAAUCCACCCCUAUGCACAAGAUGAGAGAAGUGAUCAUGGAGAGCCCACUGGAGAUCACGGAGUUAUGACUAGAAGUGGCGUCACUGGUGUAGCCCUCCAAGGGGUCCUGGGCCUACACAGACUCCCGAAGGAGGAGUACAGACUAAAGGACAAGAAAAGAGAAGAGGGCAGGGUCACCAAUGCCAGGCCACCGCCUGUUCCAGAGUCAGUCUGAUCAAGAUAAGACAUCCCUUUGUUCUGGCAGUCCUGAAGAGCCUAGCUCCAGGGAUGAAGGCUCUCAGGACCAGACGCUCAAAGAUUUGACUCACUCUCUUAAUUUUGUUUUUCAGAUAUAAAGUGUUUCAAAAUAAAAGCUGUGGGAGGCCCUGGGAUAUAAGCUUAAAGCUAGAAUUGCAAUAAUCAUGGUGCCAUGUUCCAUCACUAGGGUCAACAAGGCUCUAUAUAACAAGUUCUCGACUGGAUCAAUGUGUUCUCCUGCCACCCUGAUGAUAGC